Molecule: messenger RNA, 731 nt
Organism: Hydractinia symbiolongicarpus
Lineage: Eukaryota; Metazoa; Cnidaria; Hydrozoa; Anthoathecata; Hydractiniidae
Exons: 3
Coding region: 18-623 (201 amino acids)
Source: RefSeq, a predicted model, not a curated record
UCAUAUUAAAUUUUAUCAUGGAUCAACCAACGGUACUUGGUUUUCAGUUUGAACCAGAAUUUCAGGAUGAUGAAGAACAUUCUGAACCUGAAGAAUAUUCUGAUAUUUCUUUGGAUGAUGCGAACUUGCGAGCUAUUACAGCGGAGGGAGAUAGGAAAGCUGGGGUCGAUGGUUGGUGUACUUGUGGGCACUGGGUCGUAUUGGAUACGGAAAGAGAGUGCAUAUGCUGCCACGAGAUAGACGAAAUAAAAUAUUUCAAAUUAGACGAUUGCAGAUGUAUCACUGAGCACGAUAGCUUUUCAAACGUGAUGCUGGACAGGGGUGUUCUGUGGACUGCUUUGGUAUCGUUAUAUGACAGGGAAAAUGCAUCGUUACCAUGUGAUAGGGAUAACGUACCUAGCCAAUCAUAUCGCUACGCAUCGUACAGACAGUUUAGUUGGUUCAUCCAUACUAGGUUGGGACGAGGUGUGCGGAGAGUCAUUUCUGCUUGUGUCGUUGCUAAAAUAAGAACAGCCUUCCCUUCUGAAAGUGGUAAUUACACUGGGUUUAGAGAGGGAGGAACGAAUGUUCCCGAGAUUGAAAUGGUGUGGCAAUUUGCAGCUCACGAAGACGAAAGCGACUAAACCGUUCAUUAGUAUACGUGUAAAAUAUCCAUGUAAAUAAUAUAUGUAUGAAAAUAGUAUGUAAAUAAUUAUAUAAGCUAAAAAAAUAAAAAGUCACUACAGUUUUAA